AUGUCUGGGGAAAGAAUCUCUGUCUUGCAGGUUUCAUCGUCUUUUGCCACAGGGCCCAGACAAGGCGAUGGCACAUUCUAUGAGUUUCGUACUUAUACUGUGAAACCAGACAAGAUGAAAGACUUCCUGGAACUGACCAGCAAAAACAUACACCUUCGGACCACGCACUCGCCAAUGGUUGGCUAUUGGACCGCGGAGUUUGGGGGAAUGAAUAAAGCUUUCCAUAUCUGGAAGUAUGAUAGCUUUGCACAGAGAGCUGCUGUCCGGGCAGCUUUAGCCAAGGACCAAGAAUGGCAGGAAAAAUACAUGUCCCGAAUGCUGCCCUUGUUAGAUAAACAAGAGAAUGAAAUUGCUUACCUGGUGCCCUGGUGCGAACUUGGCAGCCCUCCAAAGGAUGGAGUCUAUGAGUUGGUUACUUUCCAGAUGAAACCUGGUGGGCCUGCAGUGUGGGGUCAGUCCUUCAAAGCGGCCGUGAGUGCUCACAUAAAGACUGGCUACACUAAGCUGAUUGGCGUCUUCCACACAGAGUACGGACUACUUAACAGAGUUCAUGUGCUUUGGUGGAAUGAGGACCCGGAUAGCCGGGCAGCUGGGAGGCAUUAUGCUCAUGAGGAUCCCAGGGUAGUAGCAGCAGUGCGGGAAAGCGUUCAAUUUCUGGAGUCUCAGCAAAACUUUCUUCUGCUACCCACAGGAUUUUCACCACUGAAAUAGUUUGUUUUACACUUUC
Euleptes europaea (tarantolino) is the source of this 727-nucleotide messenger RNA. RefSeq names its product protein NipSnap homolog 3A-like. NCBI's taxonomy places the organism in Eukaryota, Metazoa, Chordata, Lepidosauria, Squamata, Sphaerodactylidae. The transcript is spliced from 6 exons. The coding region runs from base 1 to 711 and encodes 236 amino acids. The record is from RefSeq and is a predicted model, not a curated record. Gene Ontology annotation, cellular component: mitochondrion.